Molecule: messenger RNA, 423 nt
Organism: Drosophila biarmipes
Lineage: Eukaryota; Metazoa; Arthropoda; Insecta; Diptera; Drosophilidae
Product: neuropeptide-like 3
Exons: 2
Coding region: 70-423 (117 amino acids)
Source: RefSeq, a predicted model, not a curated record
GUCAACACAGACCCACAGUUCAGUAGUUCAGUUAAAAGCUAGCGCACCAGGAUCGCAAGGAUUAGCAAAAUGUACAAGUUGGUGGUGUUCUUCGCUCUGCUCGCCGUGGUGGCUGCCCGUCCGGGUUACCUGGAAUCUGGUCCUUUGCUGCAUAGCUAUGCCGCCCCGGCCAUCAUCCACGAGCCCGCUCUGGCCAAGGUGGGCGCCAUCAUCAAGACCGUGCCCAGCGCCGUCUCCCACCAGAGCAUCAGCCAGGUGCACAGCUCGGCCCACAUCAUCCAGCCGAUUGUGGCCCCCGUCCUGAAGACCUAUGCCGCCCCCAUCAUCAAGACCUAUGCGGCUCCCGCCCUCCACACGACCCUCCUCUCAUCCCCGUGGGCUGGACACGGUUGGUCUGGCCACGGCUGGGCCCCAUCCUGGUAA